CCUGUCAUCGCGCUGGGUUUGGUUAGUCCGCCAUCUUGGCUGCGGCUAGCGGAGCGGCUAGCAUAGAGUGUCUCCAGACCGGCUGAGGAGAUCCUGAACCAACCGAACCGGGUCUGUCUCUCAGAACCGACCCGGACCAGAGUCCAGCAGGCAGAUCUGGACCCGCUGUGGUCCCAGAAACAGGGCCACACUGCGGUCCUCGUGCCGGGCUAACUCUCUGGCUAACUCCGCCGGUACAGAGGAACUGUUGCUCCGGUUCGCUCUCUGUGCGGUUCACUGCCGGAAAACAAGCCGAACCGAACCGAACCGAACCGAACCCGACAGGUAACAGUCCGCUCCUGCAGGCGGACCGGAACCAGGGAUGCCGGUUAAGGUCCGGCCCAAAUAGACCCGAGCUGAACUUUCAGCAGUCCGCUAACUUCAUCCAGCAGCUCCGGAGCGGACAGCGGCUUCAUGACCGAACCUCCCUCACUCUGACCCGGGUAACAUGUCCACCAGGACCCCCCUACCCACCGUCAACGAGCGGGACGCCGAGAACCAUACCUCAGUGGACGAUGGGCGUGGUCAGGUAUCGUCCCGCUCUGUCCGCUCCGCUCGCUGUAAGAACUCUUUGUCCGCCGCUGACGAGACGCCGCACAUCGGGAAAUACCGACUGCUGAAAACUAUCGGAAAGGGAAACUUCGCCAAAGUGAAACUGGCUCGACACAUCCCCACUGGACGAGAGGUGGCGAUCAAAAUCAUUGAUAAGACCCAACUGAACCCCACCAGCCUACAGAAGCUCUUCAGAGAAGUCAGAAUAAUGAAGAUCUUAAAUCACCCAAACAUUGUGAAGCUGUUUGAGGUGAUAGAGACUGAGAAGACUCUGUACCUGGUGAUGGAGUACGCCAGUGGAGGUGAAGUGUUUGACUACCUCGUAGCUCACGGCAGGAUGAAGGAGAAGGAGGCCAGAGCUAAAUUUAGACAGUCUGAACCUGUCUGUCUGCAGAUUGUGUCUGCAGUGCAGUACUGCCAUCAGAAGCACAUCGUUCACCGGGACCUGAAGGCGGAGAACCUCCUCCUGGAUGCUGAUAUGAAUAUUAAGAUAGCAGAUUUUGGGUUCAGUAAUGAGUUCACUGUCGGUGGGAAACUGGACACUUUCUGUGGUUCUCCUCCGUAUGCUGCUCCUGAACUCUUCCAGGGUAAGAAGUAUGAUGGUCCAGAAGUGGAUGUGUGGAGUUUAGGAGUUAUUCUCUACACUCUUGUUAGUGGAUCUUUACCAUUUGAUGGACAGAACCUCAAGGAGCUGAGGGAGCGGGUUCUUCGUGGUAAAUAUCGGAUUCCUUUCUAUAUGUCUACUGACUGUGAGAACCUGCUGAAACGCUUCCUGGUUCUGAACCCGGGGAAACGAGGAACUCUGGAGCAAAUCAUGAGGGACCGUUGGAUCAAUGCAGGCUCUGAUGAGGAGGCUCUGAAGCCGUUUGUGGAGCCAGAGCUGGACAUCAGGGACCAGAACCGGAUCGACCUGAUGGUGGGGAUGGCCUACUCCAGAGAGGAGAUCAACCAAUCACUCGCCAACAGGAAGUAUGAUGACAUCACCGCCACCUACCUGCUGCUGGGGCGCAGGGCCGCUGAGGUGGAGGUGAGUGACUCCUCGUCUUCCAGCAGCGUGCCCCUCCUCAAACCUCGUCCGUCCAGCAGUAGCCAGUCUCCUGCUCACCUCCUCAACCAGCGCUCCUCCUCCUCCUCCUCCUCCUCCUCCUCCAAACAGAGGAGGUACAGUGACCAAGGUACGUACCAAUGUGCUCCUACUCCUCCUCCUCUCUUCAAACAGAGGAGGUACAGUGACCAAGUGUGUCCGGCCUCCUCAGCCGCUCCCCCCUCCAGGAGGAGUCAGGCAGCAGCGUCAGCAGAGGAGGAGGUGAAGCAGGAGGUGGGAGGUGAGAACAGGAAGUGCAGUCCUGUGGAGGGAGGGAGUCCUCUGCUUGGGAACGCCAACAACCCCAACAUGGCCGACAUCCCAGAGCGGAGAAAGACUUCGGCCGCACCCACCAGUGGAACGUCCAGCAUGACGAGGAGGAACACGUAUGUGUGCAGUGAGAGGAACUCCACAGAGCGACCCCCUGUGAUCCAGAACGGCAAAGAGAACAGUUCAGCCUCUACCCCCCCUCAGAGGUCAGUGGGCGGAGCCUCCACCCACAGCAUCAGCAGUGGGGCCACUCCCCCCGACCGACUGCGGUUCCCACGGGGGACGGCGAGCCGCAGCACGUUCCACGGCGGUCAGCUCCGAGAGAGACGCACCGCCACCUACAAUGGCCCCCCUGCCUCGCCCAGCCUGUCACAUGACGCCACGCCUUUAACUCAAUCACGAGCCAGAGGAUCCACCAACCUGUUCUCCAAACUCACCUCCAAACUCACACGCAGAGGGGGCUCAGAGGUCGAGAGGAACGGCAGACCUGAGGGCUCCAGUCGCAGCGUGUCCUGCGAUCAGAAGGAGGAACCUGGAUCUCCUGCUCCUCCUCUGAAGGAGUCGAAGCCUCGUUCCCUGAGGUUCACGUGGAGCAUGAAGACCACGUCCUCCAUGGAUCCUCAGGACAUGAUGAAGGAGAUCAGGAAGGUCCUGGACGCCAGCAACUGCGACUACGAGCAGCGUGAGCGCUUCCUGCUGCUGUGUGUCCAUGGCGACGGGCUCGCCGACAGCCUCGUCCAAUGGGAGAUGGAGGUGUGCAAACUGCCCCGCCUCUCGCUCAACGGAGUCCGCUUCAAACGGAUCUCAGGAACCUCCAUCGCCUUCAAGAACAUCGCCUCCAAGAUCGCCAACGAGCUCAAGCUGUAGACAGACGGGUCAGAGAGAGAGAGAGAGAGAGAGACAGGUCAGAGGGAGAGAGAGAGAGAGAGAGAGAGAGAGAGACAGGUCAGAGGGAGAGAGAGAGAGAGAGAGAGAGAGACAGGUCAGAGGGAGAGUGAGACGGGUCAGAGGGAGAGGGAGAAUGAGACAGGUCAGAGAGAGAGAGAGAGACAGGUCAGAGGGAGAGAGAGAGAGACAGGUCAGAGAGAGAGAGGGGAGAGAGAGGGAGAGAGAGACAGGUCAGAGGGAGAAUGAGACAGGUCAGAGAGAGAGAGAGAGAGACAGGUCAGAGAGAGAGAGAGAGAGACAGGUCAAAGGGAGAGGGAGAAUGAGACAGGUCAGAGAGAGAGAGAGAGAGAGAGAGACAGGUCAGAGAGAGAGAGAGAGAGACAGGUCAGAG
Molecule: messenger RNA, 3224 nt
Organism: Dicentrarchus labrax (European seabass)
Lineage: Eukaryota; Metazoa; Chordata; Actinopteri; Moronidae
Product: MAP/microtubule affinity-regulating kinase 3
Exons: 19
Coding region: 488-2812 (774 amino acids)
Biological process (GO): intracellular signal transduction; protein phosphorylation; microtubule cytoskeleton organization
Cellular component (GO): cytoplasm; plasma membrane
Molecular function (GO): ATP binding; tau-protein kinase activity; protein serine/threonine kinase activity
Source: RefSeq, a predicted model, not a curated record